CUGAGCACAUCUCCCCGGCAGCUCUGCAGGAAUCAGGAUGCAGGCCAAAUACAGCAGCACAAGGGACAUGCUCCAUGAAGAUGACACCACCAUAAGCCUGUAUUCUGGAGCCUCCACUGCCACCAGACGUGCAGAGCCCAGGGACUCAGAGAACGGAACACCGUCUUCAGUCUGGCGCCCAGUGGCCCUGACGCUCCUGACCUUGUGUUUGGUGCUGCUCAUCGGCCUGGCAGCCCUGGGCCUAGUGUUUUUUCAGUUCUACCAGCUCUCCAAUAACCAGCAAGACAGCAUCACUGAAAAGGAUGAAAGGCUGGCGAACAUCUCCCGACAACUACAGUCUCUCCAGGGCCAGAACAGGAAGCUCAUCGAAACUCUUCAGCAGGUAGCUGUAAAACUGUGUCGUGAACUUUACAACAAAAGCGGAGGACACAGAUGCAGUCCUUGCCUGGAAAAAUGGAAGUGGCAUGGGGACAAAUGCUACCAGUUCUAUAGAGAGAGUAAAAACUGGCAGGGCUGUGAAUAUUUCUGCCUGGCUGACAACGCCACCAUGCUGAAGAUAAGCACUCAGGAAGAGCUGGAUUUUGCCAUGCCUCAGAGCUACUCUGAGUUUUUCUACUCUUAUUGGACAGGGCUCUCCCGCAACGGCAGUGGCAAAGCCUGGCUGUGGACCGAUGGGACACCUUACUCCUUUGAACUGUUUGAGAUUAUAAUUGAUCCCACCAACCUAAGAAACAGGGACUGUAUGACCAUCUUCAAUGGAAAGGCUUACUCCAAGGACUGCAAAGAGCUGAGGAGAUGCGUCUGUGAGAGGAAUGCAGGGAGAGUGGUACCCGAGGCGCUCCAAUAGGUGACAAAAAGCAUUUGGUGGAGCGGACCAACAGGUCAGAGUCAGCUACCAGGAAAAGCACUGUGUCAAGUGAGGCCAAUGCAAAGGACACUCAAAGCUUUGGGAAGCAGAAGGGCAGCUGCUGGAACUGGUACUGGAGAGGUUUUCUGGUCCUGGUUCUUGCACACAUUUCCCUGUCACAAAGAUUCUUACUC
Psammomys obesus (fat sand rat) is the source of this 1041-nucleotide messenger RNA. It is a transcript of the gene Clec1a, whose product is annotated as C-type lectin domain family 1 member A. Lineage: Eukaryota; Metazoa; Chordata; Mammalia; Rodentia; Muridae. The transcript is spliced from 6 exons. The record is from RefSeq and is a predicted model, not a curated record. Bases 38 to 847 code for a protein of 269 amino acids.